AUGUUCCACAACCCAUCGGCAGCCUCUUGGGAGUACCCUGGACCCUCUGCAAACCCAGCAGUUGAGCCUUUCCACCGCACCCUCCCAGAUUACUCCGUCACUCCCCUCAUCCCCUUACCAGACCUAGCCAAACAACUCGGCCUGCGUCAUGUCCUCGUAAAAGACGAAUCCAACCGUCUCGGUCUUCCAGCUUUCAAGAUCCUAGGCGCGUCGUGGGCCAUCCACAAGGCUAUCGCAUCAAAAUGCCACCUCCCACUGUCUGCUACCCUGGAUGAACUUGGCACUGCAGCAAGAGAAGCGGGUAUCGAACUAGUUGCGUGUACAGAAGGGAACUGGGGUAGAGCUGUUUCGCGAAUGGCAAAGUAUCUGGAGAUCAAAGCCGUCGUCUUCGUUCCUGGUUUCAUGGACGAAGCGACGCAAGAGAAGAUCAGGAGCGAAGGCGCAGAAGUGAGAGUGGUAGACGGAGACUACGACGAAUCCAUUGCAAAAGCUAGAGAAGAAGCGGAAGGCAAGGGUGCCAUGUUAGUCAUGGAUGUAUCUUGGGAAGGAUACGAAGAGAUACCCCAGUGGGUAGUAGAAGGCUACACAACCAUGCUCACCGAAACAGACGCCCAGCUCAAAGCCAUGCACAUCCCCUCUGUAACCCACGCCAUAGCCGCCUGCGGAGUAGGUUCCUGGGCGCAAGCCGUAACCAUGCACUACAAGGCCCCCUCCAACUCCCCACCCGCCUCCGUCAUCACAGUCGAGCCCUCCACAGCAGCUAGUCUUCUCGCUUCCCUCUCCGCCGGAAAAAUCACACCCAUUCGAACUGGCCAUACGAUAUGCAACGGGAUGAACUGUGGGACCACAUCCACGACGGCAUGGGAAGUGCUGAGAAAAGGGGUGGAUUUGAGUGUUAUGGUAGAGGAUAUCCAUGUUCACAAUGAUUUGUUGGAGUUGCAUGAAACUGGGAUCAGGAAUGGGCCGUGUGGAGCUGCGACAUUGACGGCGUUGAAGAAAAUUUGUGGGGAUGGGGAGACGAAAAGAGUGCUGGACUUAGGGGAGGAGAGUGUGGUGGUGCUGUUUAGUACGGAGGGGGAGAGGGAGUAUGAAGUUCCACUAGGUGUUUGA
Alternaria burnsii is the source of this 1110-nucleotide messenger RNA. RefSeq lists its product as uncharacterized. Lineage: Eukaryota; Fungi; Ascomycota; Dothideomycetes; Pleosporales; Pleosporaceae. The record is from RefSeq and is a predicted model, not a curated record. The transcript is spliced from 2 exons. Bases 1 to 1110 code for a protein of 369 amino acids.